Molecule: messenger RNA, 1461 nt
Organism: Penicillium atrosanguineum
Lineage: Eukaryota; Fungi; Ascomycota; Eurotiomycetes; Eurotiales; Aspergillaceae
Exons: 4
Coding region: 1-1461 (486 amino acids)
Source: RefSeq, a predicted model, not a curated record
AUGUCGAACCCAAAGUCUGCUACGAUGUGGAAGUUUGAAUCUUUGGACUCUCACCCCAUGGGUAUAAGCACAGGCCCUCGAAUGGAUACUCCGAGCUUCAACAUCGCUCGUCGCCGCAAACCAGGAGAGCCAGACCUCGCGAGCUGGGACUACGAAGGCGUCCAAGAUGACUACCCACCUGUCGACGAGGUCCAGGGCCUGUUGGAAUGUGCGAAGAAAGGCUGCUGUGUAGCUGUCAAACAGCCUAAAGAUGAACAUGAGAAUGAUUCUGAAGAUCCCGACUAUGUGCCACAGGAAGAAACCGAAGAUGAGCUGGAGUAUAACUCUGAGCAUGAGUCAACCGAUGCCAUGAGCCUUGAUGGAGAAGAGGAUUAUCACGAUGAUGAGAAUAUAGAUGACGCAGAUUCGUACCAAGACUUCCUAGCACGAACAAUAAUUCCGCAGAAGAAACUCCGGGGAGAACCUGUUGGAAAUCUCGCCUACUCAAACAACAGAAAUGAGAUCAUCCUCCCCAUUACAUCGGAUGAACUGCCGAGGGGAUACGACAUGACAGAACUGGAACAUAUACCCGGUGUAACGUGUGAAGAAGCCAGAGCUUACUCAGGCUAUGCAAUCUCACUCCAAGAGAUGCGAUGCUGUCGCACAGCCCAAUUCCUCGUCCACAAAGAUGCCUCCUCCGAGCCCUGGCAACCUGACGGCCUCCAUGAGAGCUGGGAAAUAUCCGAAGAUUAUUUCCUCUCCGGUCAAUGUGUUGGUAUGGCCUCGCGUGAUUGCAGUGACCAAGAUGUCUCGCCUGUGCGAGGGGGUGUAGGUACCGUUCAUGCUGACAAUAUGAACUUUGGUGUGCCUGAUCUGUCGGUUUUCCUCGCGGGCUUUGACAGUGGCAAGACGGGAAAGGAUACACAUGGGGUUAAACUUGACCAGGAUAUAAAACAUACCCCAGUUCCAUCUCAACCUAGUGGAGUCGGCAAUCUGGCCUCCCUGUCCUUGGAUGUCCGCCUUCUUCUAGUCGACUAUCUUGGACCUGCCGACAUCACUAGCCUACGAAUCGGUUCCGAGGCAUUUGCAACCCUUCCAAAUGGCAUAUGGUACAGACUCGUACACGAGGAAAUGCCCUGGCUAUGGGAAGCUUGGAAUGGACCUGACUCUUCGCAUAUUCCUUCCUCGUGGACAAGGGUGACGGCGAAUGAGGUCAAGGUAGUAUUCAAUGAAAAGAAGCGCUACUCCAGCAUCCUGGGUGAUGGAUAUGGGCCAGCAGACGAGAUCGCUGGUAAACUCCUUACUCUAUCAAGUGGGGUACCUGAGCAGAUGAAGUUGUCCAGGGAAAACACGGACUGGCACAGACUUUUUACACAAAUAAAGCGCAAUUGGCCCAAGCUCAAGGGGUUGCGCAAUCGCAAGCGAAUCUGGGAAGACGUUGAGGCUAUCAUCCGGCGCAUUGUGGAAUGUGAAGGCCAGUGA